CUCACCCACCGCACUUCAAAUUGCUUACCGUUGAAAAGGAGGCUGCAUUCGUCUUAGAUCUCCUCCACCUGCCAGUCCUCCAAAGGAGCAAAGAUCCUCUCAGCUACACCGAGUUGUUCAUCAGCUUGGAGCAUGAGACGUGGAGCUGGAUUCGCUCCUGCCUCGUCCAGCCAUGGCAGGACUUUCAGAUCUCUGGAUCUCUUCCUCAGGCUCACAGUUAUUCCCCUCAGUGCUGCCUCCUUGUGGGUGAUGGCCACCAACAAGCAGGCCAACGAUGCCUACGGCAAGGUGGAAUUCAGCAACAUCACCGGACUCAAGUACUUGGUCUGCACAAAUGCCAUCUCCCUCGGCUACGCUGCUGCCUCGAUUCUCCUCUCUUUCCUUGGGUGCUUCGACAGCGACUGGCUUUUCUUCAUCUUGGACCAGGUGUUUGCCUACCUGAUGGUGACAUCGGGAUCAGCUGCGACGGAGGUGAUGUAUUUGGCAUAUCAGGGGGACACGGAAGCCUCAUGGAGUGAAGGGUGCAGUUACUACGGCAAGUUCUGCAGCAAGGGCAAGGCGUCGUUGUUCUUGCACUUUGCGGCGUUCGUGUGCUUCGUGGCUCUGUCACUGCUUUCAGCUUACGAGGUCUUCAGCAAGUAUGAGGCACCUCCUCUUUCUUCUUCCAAAGACGUGGGAGACCAGGCGGGAUAGUCUCGAGAUGUGCUGUUCUACAUGUAUUUGUUCUAUGCUGAUGGUGUUUGACCUCCGAUUGCUCCUCUAGGACAAGUAUAUUCCAUCCAGUUCUUAUUUCCCUGAAAUCACCUACGCAUUCGGAAC
This is a messenger RNA of Musa acuminata AAA Group (dessert banana), 819 nucleotides long. Its product is annotated as CASP-like protein 2D1. The record is from RefSeq and is a predicted model, not a curated record. The transcript is spliced from 3 exons. The coding region runs from base 133 to 693 and encodes 186 amino acids. NCBI's taxonomy places the organism in Eukaryota, Viridiplantae, Streptophyta, Magnoliopsida, Zingiberales, Musaceae.